AUGCGGCGAUCGUACGGCGGCGAGGUCGAGAACCUUCUCGCGUCGUGCGGCGCGCGUCCGUCGAGGACCUCGCACGGCGACCUCAGCUGGUGGCUGACGCGCGCUGCGAACCCGCUGCCGCCUCUCGGCGCCGCGAUCGAGAUCCGACCGCGGUGCCUCGCGACGAGCAGCGCGAGCGCGCGGUUCGCGGCCAUCUACGACGGCCUGGACGAAUCGCUUCGGACGGUGCACGCGAUGCCGGCGCGCGCGUGGCGAGGCGCGCGGCCGCUGUCGAGCGCCGCCGUGGCGUUAUGUUUCGGUGCCGCGCUGGACGACGGCGCGAUCGAGGCGACUGAGAACGGCCCUGAUGAUAACCUUAUUAGUCCGGGGGAUUCGAAACGACGCGCCGCCGCCGCGGGUGGAAGACGAAACGUUCGCCACGCGUUCGCGCGAGACGCGCGCGAGAACGCCGCGAGGGUCGUCAGGGACCUUCUGUCCACGUCGCCGGGACCGGCGGCGGCGCGCGUCGGCGGCGGCGGAUCGGUCGUCGUCUUCGACCUCCUCGGUCUCCCGAGCGCGUUCCGGGGGCGGUCGCCCGCGACGUCGAUGCCGCCGGUGCCGCCGGGGACGCACGGCGUCGUCGGCGUCGCCACGCCGUUAUCGGCGUCGAGAGCCGCGAGGGGCGCGCGACGCCGCGACGACGAUCUCGACGAUCUCGAAAAUCUCUUCUCCCCGCCGCCGCGGUCCGCGGCUGACUUCGACGCGUCGUGGCGACGCCUCCUCGAGACCGCCGGGUGGCCCGGCGUCGCGUGGGCGCUGUACCUCCGACUCGCGGGAAUGCGCACGCCGGAAGAGCACGACGACGCGAUCGCCGCGAUCGUCGACGCGCUGUUCCCCGACGUCGACGCCGACGCUGAGAACGACCCUGACGCGCGUCGUCCGGACGUCUUGCCGACGCGAGGCGACGCCGCGAUCGCCGCGCGGUCGAUCGGCAGCCGCGCGGCGGCGAUGAAAGCUCUCGGGGCGCGCGGUCGCGCGGGCGGCGUUUUAGGGGCCUUCAGCGGAACCUCCCGCCGCCGCGUCGCCGACGUCGCGGUCGCGACCGUCGUCUGGAUCGUCGCCGCGCUCGGUCGCGCGGCGGUGACGUGUCUCUUCGGGCUGGGUCUCGGCGUCGAGGUCGCCGAGCGACGGGUGUUGGCGACGUUGACGCGAGGCGGGGUCUUCGCGUGCGCGUGCGCGGCGGCGAUGUUCUACGUCCUGUGGUACGUGCCGAGUUGAAAGUAGGUUCAGGGUAUCACUACGGUAGGGAUGUAAGAAGAGAGUCGAUAGAAGAGAGAGCGGCGGCGCGAUGAGCAGGGCGCCGGAAGAGAGUCGCGUCGUCGUCGUCUCGUUCUCGUCGGUGAAACAAACACGCUACGCGCGGCCGACCCGCGAUCCCCC
Messenger RNA from Micromonas pusilla CCMP1545, 1419 nucleotides. RefSeq lists its product as uncharacterized. Bases 1 to 1257 code for a protein of 418 amino acids. The transcript has 2 exons. The record is from RefSeq and is a predicted model, not a curated record. Lineage: Eukaryota; Viridiplantae; Chlorophyta; Mamiellophyceae; Mamiellales; Mamiellaceae.